GGCACUUCCUCCGGCGUCAGUGCCUCUCUAGCGCGCGGCUGCUCUCUGGCAGGGCUCAGGAUGGCGCCCGUGGAGCAUCUCGUGGCCGACGCCAGCGCCUUCCUGCGGGGGGCGCCGCUCCAGGAGAUCGGCAGGCGCGUCUACACCACCCGGGAGGUGCUGGCGGAGAUCCGGGACCGGGCGGCGCGGCGGCGGCUGGCGGGGCUGCCCUUCGAGCUGCUCCUCCGGGAGCCCUUCCCCGAGCACGUGCGCCUAGUGAGCGAGUUCUCCAAGCAGACGGGCGACUUCCGCAGCCUCUCCGCCGCCGACAUCCAGGUGCUGGCCCUGACGCUGCAGCUGGAGGCCGAGCAUGGCGACGGGCGCCCCCUGCGGACGCAGCCGCGGCCCCAGGUACAGCUCAGCUUAACAAACCGCCACCCUGAAGCACCGGUUGAUGUUCCUGGCUUCCACGUUCCCCCCAAGACAAAAUGCCCAGGGAAUGAGAGGAUCCCUUUGGAAGCAGAAACAGAUCCAGCAGAUCCUGUAGCACUUGCAGAGACUGAGUUUUCUUCUUUCCUGUUCUGGAGGAACCCAUUGCCUAACAUAGAGGAGGACCUGGAAGGCCUGUUGAAAGCAGACCCUCUUCUAUUGGAGGCGAAGGACCCUGAAGGCCAGGAGAGUAGUGAGGAGGAGAGUGGCAAGGAGGAGGGCUGGAUCACGCCGAGGAACAUUGAGCAGAUCCAGAAGAGCACUUGCUGGGGGAGUGAGCCUGCCAAGGUGCAGGUUGGCUGCGUCACCACUGACUUUGCUAUGCAGAACGUUCUGCUGCAGAUGGGGCUACAUGUGCUGGCGUUCAAUGGUCUCCUGAUCCAGCAUGCCCGCAGCUAUAUCCUGCGUUGCCAUGGUUGCUUCAGGACAACGUCAAAAAUGACCCGGCUUUUCUGCCCCCACUGUGGGAACAAGACGCUGAAGAAAGUGGCCGUGACAGUGAAAGACGAUGGCAGCUUCCACUUGCAUUUUUCUCAGAACCCCAAAGUCCUGAAUCCACGUGGCCUCCGGCACUCCCUGCCAUCUCCGCAAGGAGGCAAGCACGCCAGUAACCCCCACCUGACAGAGGAUCAGCGCUUCCCCCAGCAGCGGCUCUCCCGCAAGGCCAGGCAGAAAACCAAUGCCUUUGACCCCGAUUAUGUGGCUGGAGUUUCUCCCUUUGCUGAACAUGACAUUCACAGCCGGGCAGCCAAUCUGCAGAUCCGGGAUGCAGCACUGGGUGCGGGCAAGAGGCGCCUGAACCCGAACAUGAGUCGCAAGAAGUUUGUGAAAAACAAGUGAGGGAGAGAGGCCAGAUUCAGCCCUUUGGACAUGGGUGAAAGGGCUGUUGUGAGGCAAUCCAAAAAGGGCUGCAGGAAAAGUGUCUUUUGGAGAAAGUUGACUUGGACUCUCGAGAACCAUAGCAGCAGUAUUUGGAAUAAACCCUGGCUUUUCUUCAAUUAUGGCUGUUUUUUAGAUGUGGAGAAAAUAAAUUUGGCUUCUUUCAAGUGA
Pantherophis guttatus is the source of this 1518-nucleotide messenger RNA. It is a transcript of the gene NOB1, whose product is annotated as NIN1 (RPN12) binding protein 1 homolog. Gene Ontology annotation, cellular component: preribosome, small subunit precursor. Gene Ontology annotation, molecular function: RNA endonuclease activity. Gene Ontology annotation, biological process: ribosomal small subunit biogenesis; maturation of SSU-rRNA. NCBI's taxonomy places the organism in Eukaryota, Metazoa, Chordata, Lepidosauria, Squamata, Colubridae. The record is from RefSeq and is a predicted model, not a curated record.